UGUGGCUUCCUGUUGUCUGUUACGUCACUACCUCUCUUCGCUGCUACGUUAGCAAUGGCUAAAACAGCAGAGCGGGAAUGUGCUUUAAUAAUUAUUAACGGCUGUUAGAAUGAGAUAAAAAAAAUGGAAGGUGCAGAAGUGGAGUCUUGUGUGACAGAGGAGGACGACUGUCCAAACCGAACAGAGGUUUCAUGUUUAAUGAGAGUCGGAAGAAAUUCCGACUGGCUUCAUCUCUUCAGAAACACUGAGAUCACAAUAGGACGUGGUUUAGACGUCACCUACCAGCUACUGUCCCCCACGUGUCCUCUUAUGAUCUCCAGACUGCACUGUACUUUCAAGCUGAGUGACGACGGACACUGGACAGUCACAGACAAGAGGAGUCUGAAUGGCGUGUGGGUGAAUGGGCAUCGCCUACCUGCUGGGGAAACACACCAGUUGAAGUUUGGAGACUCCAUCCAACUUGGAGUUCCUCUAAAUGGAAGCAAAGUAGAGUUUGACUACACCCUCAUCCAAAGGCCCCUCAACGACAUUCAACCUUUCCUGGCUAUGGUGAACAGAGAUGCUGCAAAUUCAGCUGCAGUUUCAAAAAAAUCCAAGAGAAGGUUGUCCACAGAGGAGGUCGAGCCGUCUACAUCCAAACCCAAGCUUUAUCGUCACACCUCGGCCGACAAGUCUUGCGCAAAGCCCUGUCCUCUGCCACAGAGGAGGUGCCAGCAGAGGCCCAGUCACACAGAAGCAGAGAAACCUGGAGCUGAAACUGAGCAAGUGACAGAAGCAGAGCAAACCUACAGUGUCCACAUUGACCCCUGUGACCUGGACAAUUUACAGAUGUACAGCCAGAACAUUAUGUUGCUCAGGGAGCAGGUGAUGACCACCCAGAGGCAGGUCGCCUCCCUGGAGGAGCAGUCCCCGUAUGCUGACCCUCACAGGGAUGAGCAGGUGAAGGAGCUGCAUGGUCAGCUGGAGACGCUCCAAGCCAAAAUGCAGCGGAUGGAGAGGCUGGAGAAAUCCUUCAGUGCGACUAAGAGAAAACUGGAGGCUGAGAAAACGCAGCAACAAGAGGAGCUUUUGAAGAGACAGCUGGAGGAGGCCCUGCAGGAGCAAAAGAAAGUGAUUGUUGAGCUGGCACUUUCUCGUCAAGGCUUUGAAGAGAUGCUCUUAGCCAAAAACAAAGAACUCGAAGUGACGAAGGAGGAGAAAGAAAAAGCCAAGGCUCAAAAAGAGGAAGUCGUGACACAAGUGACUGAGGUUCUGGAGAACGAGCUUCAGUGCAUCAUCUGCUCCGAGCUGUUCAUUGAGGCUGUGAUUUUGAACUGCGCUCACAGCUUCUGCUCCUACUGCAUCAAUCAGUGGCGCAAAAAGAAGAACGAGUGUCCCAUCUGUCGCCAGGCCAUCCAGUCUCAGACCCGUUGUCUGGCUCUGGACAACUGCAUCGACAGCAUGGUGGAAAACCUGAGUCUGGACAUGAAGGCCCGGCGUAAGACUCUGAUAACGCAGAGGAAAGCACUUGACUCUUCUCCAGUGAUGGUGGUCAUGGAUGAUGAAGAGGACGAGGACGAGGAGGGGGAUAAUGAAGACAACAGCAGCAUUUGGAGCAGUGAGAACAGCAGCCACGGUAGCUUUGUCUCCAUAGGAAGCAGCCUGAGCUCCGUGGUCUCCGUGGAGACUGGCAGCAGCACCCACUUGGACUCCAGCCCCGCUUGCAGCGCUGGUACCGACCAGAGUUCGGACGAGUCUGAGGACUGACCCGGUUCUUCUGUGAGCUACAGUGUGAAGUGGACAUCUGCGUUAGCAAUUUCUUCAAACUUUUCUGCAACGCUAAUGAAUCUUGGUCUCAUCAUGAGCCCCGUUAGCACGUUCAGCUAAAGUAGUACUUUUUUUUUUUUAAUCCUGCAAGUGGAUUGGUUUCUUUAUUUUCAAGUUUAAGAAUAAAUUUUGUGCCAAUGUUUGUCAUAGUUAUGAUGUACGUGUUAUGUAUGUGUUUUGACAGUUGUUAGAGGAAGGUUUAACGGAAGUUACUUUGUAAACUACAACGGUGUAUUAAGGCCACAUUGAGGACAAAAAUAUAUCUAAAAUUACAAGAAUAAAUAAGUUUUAAGUUUUGCACAAAGCAUUGGACCAUAGGCCAGUCAGAAUAAGAAGCGGGGGCCAUCUCACUUGUGACUUCUUUUCUUUUAAAUUGUGAAAAAAAAUGUACUUUUUUUUUUUCUCCCAACCUCACGUCUUUUAUCUCAUAAAUUUACAAGUUCUUUUUUUCUCGUAAAGUUGCAUCCUUUGCCUCAUAAAUUUACUACUUUAAACUUGAAUUUUUAUUUAUCAUUCCCAAUGUGGCCCUAAUACUCUGUGGUAGUAAACUUUAAUGACUAAAAACAUUUUGUAGACUGUAUUAUUAUUAUUUGACUACUUUAUUCUAAGACUAGUCUGAUCUUUUGUCAGACAUGUUUUCUCGGAAUCUUGAUGUUAGUGUUUACCUUUUUUGUCAGGACCAUUUUGACCACUAUGAUUCUGACAGUGGUCUGGGAGUUUUUUUCUUCGGGGAAAUCGUUUAUUCUCAAGCUGUUUGCCUGAGUUGCUGCAAGUUUUAAAUAUAUUCAUACAAUUCUA
Messenger RNA from Cynoglossus semilaevis (tongue sole), 2604 nucleotides. RefSeq names its product ring finger protein 8, E3 ubiquitin protein ligase (gene rnf8). Bases 124 to 1746 code for a protein of 540 amino acids. Lineage: Eukaryota; Metazoa; Chordata; Actinopteri; Pleuronectiformes; Cynoglossidae. Gene Ontology annotation, molecular function: ubiquitin protein ligase activity; histone binding. Gene Ontology annotation, biological process: protein K48-linked ubiquitination; ubiquitin-dependent protein catabolic process; double-strand break repair. Gene Ontology annotation, cellular component: ubiquitin ligase complex; nucleus; site of double-strand break. The transcript is spliced from 9 exons. The record is from RefSeq and is a predicted model, not a curated record.